Haliotis rufescens (red abalone) is the source of this 1416-nucleotide messenger RNA. Its product is annotated as carbonyl reductase [NADPH] 3-like. The transcript is spliced from 8 exons. The record is from RefSeq and is a predicted model, not a curated record. Gene Ontology annotation, molecular function: oxidoreductase activity, acting on the CH-OH group of donors, NAD or NADP as acceptor. NCBI's taxonomy places the organism in Eukaryota, Metazoa, Mollusca, Gastropoda, Lepetellida, Haliotidae. Bases 164 to 1015 code for a protein of 283 amino acids.
UCAUCGUUGAUUUUCAACACGUGCUUGUUUGUGAUACUGCAUACAUCUCGAGUUUCACAAUGUAUUGUGUUUUGGGACGUUGGACCAGUGUACGUCGGUGUUGUCAUGUGGUCUAGACUCCGUUGUAAUCUCAAUCGUGGAUAACACCAGACGUUUCAACCAAAUGAAUCCACGGACAACCACUUCAGGCCGGAGAGUGGCAGUGAUCACAGGAGCUAACAAGGGCGUCGGGUUCGGUAUUGUCAGAGCAUUGUGCAAGCAGUUUGAUGGUGACGUCAUUCUAACAGCAAGAAAUGUUGACCGGGGUCAGCAGGCCGUCGCUGACCUCAAUCAGGAGGGACUCCGGCCUCGCUUCCACCAACUGGACAUCACUGACACCGACAGCGUGGACGCCCUUGCGACGUUCCUGAAGGACAACUACGACGGACUGGACGUUCUGGUCAAUAACGCCGCCAUAAAAUUCAGGAGGGAGGCUGGUGUUCCCUUUCCCAGAAGGAUCAAGGAAACGGUGGGAUGUAACUUCUUCGGCACUUUGUCUGUGACGAGGCGGCUGUGGCCCUUGUUGAGACCUCAUGCAAGGGUGGUGAACGUGACCUGCUUCUGUAUCAGUUCGAUCAUCACCGAGUUCUCCCAGGACCUCCUGUGUCAGCUGCUGAAGCCGGACCUGACCAUGGCCCAGUUGGAGCUGCUCUUGCAGGACUACGUCAGGAAGGGGGAGAUGGGGGGCCACUUCAGGGUAGGAUGGCCAACAGACGCCGAGUACGAUGUAUCUAAAGUCGGGGUUUGUUUGAUGUCUGCCAUUCUCAGCAGGGAAGCUGUUGACGACUCGAGAGGGGAUAUUGUCGUCAAUGCGUGUUGCCCGGGUCACGUGAGAACGGACAUGUCUCGCUAUGAAGGUAGCCUCACAGUAGAUCAAGGGGCGGACACCCCCAUGUACUUGUCGCUCCUACCCCGCAACGCUGCCCGCCCCAGGGGUCAGUUCCUGGCAGAGCGGACAGUGGUCAAGUGGUGGUGACCGCUGGACGCGAGAGUCAGCAAUGUAUAUAAACAGUUCACUCAGGUGCCAGAUGGGCGUGGCUGGGCUCGUGGGGAUACCAAUUAAUCUGCCCAAGCCACACCCACACUCACUAUGUAUACAGUGAAUAACUCGAAGAUAAUCGAGAUGUCCGUAGUUCGAGACACGCGGAGUACCUACUUAUCUACGUUGGCGUUUAGAUUUCUUUUUGUCGUUUUACUCAGCACACAAGAAUAUUCCAGUGUUAUGACGGCGGUCAGGAAUUAAUGGGUGACCAGAUAAAACAUUGAUUAGAAUUAUAAACAACGUCCCACGUCGUCGUGGUACGAGGACCCGCAAUCAACGAAGUCACCGAACCUGACAACCCGAUCCGAUCGGUAAUAAAAUGCGUUGAUUGGAAA